Emericellopsis atlantica is the source of this 2394-nucleotide messenger RNA. RefSeq lists its product as uncharacterized. The record is from RefSeq and is a predicted model, not a curated record. Lineage: Eukaryota; Fungi; Ascomycota; Sordariomycetes; Hypocreales; Bionectriaceae. The coding region runs from base 166 to 2235 and encodes 689 amino acids. Gene Ontology annotation, molecular function: zinc ion binding; nucleic acid binding. The transcript has 3 exons.
UCCGCAAGAGAUGAGUUGGGUCCAACCGUACUCAACAUGUCAGCCACGCGUUAAGCUCGUGAACUGAGCCCCACGCCGAAGUCAAGCUCAUCUAACUUGUCGCAUCGCUCAUAUCUUCCGCCCGAGACAUCAAAACGUCUCGAGAGAUUCAAUCGCCGCGCAAAGAUGUCCGCUCCAGCUCCGGGAGGUGCGCAUCGCCCAGACGAGCCCAGAUGCUAUAAUUGCGGAAUCAUGGGCCAUUGGGCUGUCGCGUGUCCUGAGCCAACGCGCCAAACACCAGCUGGAUUAGAGGCAUGGCGAAGCGCCGCACCCUCGCAGCAAAACAAUCGCAGAGAUAACCGCGGUAGCAGCAGCAAGACCUCGAAGGCACCCAUCAUCACGAGAUAUGCGCCUCCACCGACAGCAUAUGCUCCCCAGCAGCAUUACUAUCAGCCGCCGCCCGGUCAAUACCCUGGCGUACCGGCUGCUGCACCUCCUCCAGUUCCGCCACAGUAUCCCCCGGCUUCGCAGUAUCCUCCGGCACCGCCUCAGCACUAUCCGCAAUACCCUCAGGCGCCAUUGCAUUACCCGCCGAGGCAGCCUCCUCCACCCUCAUACCCUCCUCAUCACGGCAUCCCAGGGUACGGCACGAGCCUACCACCGCCUCCACCGCCAUCUCACUCACCGACGCCACCUUACCCGAUCUAUUCAUCGUAUGCGCCUCCCCCGCCCAGCUCGCUGCCAGCGCCAUUACCACCACCGCAAGGGUCACCUCCAAGGGCAGGGCCGCCCCCGAGCCAUAGCCCCCCCUCAAGGAGUUGGAGGACGCCUCAGCGCCAGCCAUCACGGGGGCGCGAUUCAUACCAAGGAUCGCCUCCGUCACGGAACCGAGCAAGCCCCUGGACGGGUGCCAAAGGGUCGAGGGAACCAUCUAGGGGGCUUCCCACGCCGCAAUCCUCCAGCUCAACUCUGCCCUCACUUCCGCCUCGGCCUAUGCAUGGAUUGCCGCCCAAGCCUCCCGUGUCUUUACCAGAUCGCAACGAGAUUCCAAGGGACCAUAACCUCACCAGGAGGCGGGACGAACCCGUCAGAGCCAGCCAAGGCAUUCAUGAGCCACAGCAUAAUGAUCAGCCCAGUUCGAAAUCACAAAAGAAGAAGAAGAGUAAUCGCAACAAGAAUCGUAGGAAGACCAAGAAUCAGACUGCGCAAGCAGGCAAAGCCACGACACCACCCAAGGACGAUGACCAACUGGGAGGCGAGCACGAUGUCGAAGAUGACAAGUCUGAACACUCUGAGCAGGACUCCGAGGCACCCGAAGAUACGAAUGAUGCAGCUAUCCCAGCCACGGACGCGGAAGUGAUUGAGGCUCCAGCUGAAAUCCCUCAGGGCGCCGAGCCAGUUGAGCCGAUCGACAAGGAAAACGACAAGGAGACGAGGACCGUAUCAGAAGGCCGAGAAGAAGCGGAACGCUCCCUGACACCAGGAGAAGAAACAAGUGAUUGGGAAUGGGAGGAGAAGAUGGCUUUUGUCGAGUCACAAAUCGUUCACGAGUCUGACCCAGUCGGGAAGCCAUUGCCGGUAGAAUAUACUGAAGAUGUCAUGCUUCCCCCAAAAUGGGAUGCGAAAUGUCUCGUUUCCGAGUUCUUCACCCAUGACAACGUGGAGGAGUUCUCACGGCCAGUCCACGAGACGAAGCAUUGGGCUCUUCUUCAGUUCGACCCGGUCUUUGCAUGGGAUGGCAGGCUGCCAAGUGGCGAUGCAUUCCCUCGACCGCCUCUGCCCGGCGCAACAAGCUCUGGCGGAGCGCAUGAGGCCCGCGACGUGCCACUGGCCACGGUGGAAGAAGACGAGCCACUCUGUGGUAUUUCGCCGAAACGCAAGCGCUCCGAAGAACCCCCCCAGUAUGCCAAACGCCGUGAUAGUCGCACCGAGGCGAGCAGAGAGCGUCCAUCCCUGCCGAGGCAACGUGACUCUUACCGUCCUGAUCCAGGUCGAAGAGUGUCCGGUUCGCAGAGACGAGACCAAAGCCCCGGUCGCCGGAGAUCGGAUAUGGGACGUCGCUCGCCUACCCCGCGGAGAUCACCGUCCGUCGCGUCGACGAGGUCGUCGAGACUCAAUUCGUUGGAACGCGAACUGCUAGGCAUCGACGGCGACGACAAGGAACCAAGCGACGACGAGAAGGAGCCUGAAAGGACUCGGCAGACCAAACGUCGGCGCGUCCAGAGACUGGAUGCUGCGUAUAGUCGACGCUGGUAAACUCACGGUUUGAGAUCUUUAAUCUUGCUGCUCCAUUUUCUUUCCAUAUUGUGUUACUUAUUUCCUUUAUUCCACGUUCUUUCUGCUAGUCCAGGCGACGUUUGGGUAUGAUGGCAUGGCGUUUUCUGAUCUUAACAACCCUCAACGUCCUUUUCUUUC